CAUAACUUGAGUAGUUAGCAGCCAAUGAACGACGUCCUUUCAUUGUCAAGAAAAUAACAAACGAAAAGCGGAAUUUUUGAGAAACGGAUCGAUUCACAGAAAAAUGGCUGGGAAGCUUGAGCCACCUGGCCUACGUACUAACAAAUUGAGUCAGCUGUUUUCUGGCAAAGUAAAAGGUGGAUUGAAUGCUACUUCUUUAUCUCAUCUGAGCCGUGAUGGGUUGGUAGAUGCCUUGUUGGCUCUGUAUGGGGAAUGCAGCCAAGACCAGCUCAAACGAACCAACAAACAUGCAGCACAAUUUGUGAAUAAAUUUAAACAAACUGUGAGUGAAGUGAAGAACCUACAGAUCAGCAUCAAUGACUUUGAAGUGAAAGAUGUGAUUGGCCGUGGUCACUUUGGACAGGUCCAAGUGGUCAAGGAGAAAGUGACCAAUGAUGUCUAUGCUAUGAAAGUACUACACAAGGCUGAUACCCUCUCAAAAGAAAAUGUGGCUUUCUUUGAGGAGGAGAGGGACAUCAUGGCAAGAGCAUCAAGUCCAUGGUUGACCAAGCUCCAGUAUGCCUUCCAGGAUGAUGAUAACCUCUAUCUGAUGAUGGAGUUCCAUCCUGGUGGUGACCUUCUGUCUCUCCUGGCAAGGUUUGAUGAUGUCUUUGAGGAACCUAUGGCUCGUUUCUACCUGGCAGAACUGGUGGCUGCCAUUCAUAGCCUCCACACCAUGGGUUACGUGCACAGAGAUAUCAAGCCAGACAACAUUUUAUUGGAUCGUACAGGGCACAUCAAGCUGGCUGACUUUGGAUCUGCAGCAAAGUUAGGAGAGAAAAAUACUGUCAGCUCCAAGAUGCCCGUGGGAACCCCAGACUAUGUAGCACCAGAGGUUCUGAUGAGCCUUAACGGUUCAUUAGAUUCAAGCUAUGGUACGGAGUGUGACUGGUGGUCCCUGGGUAUCGUUGCCUAUGAGAUGUUAGUCGGUAAGACCCCAUUCACCGAUGACUCCAUGGUAGUCACUUACAGCAACAUCAUGGAUUAUCAGAGGAAGCUGUCCUUCCCGACUACUUCACCCAUAAGUCCUCGAGCAACCGGGCUAAUCAAGCAGCUACUCUGCGACAGGUCUGUAAGGAUCAGUUAUGAACAGCUGGGGUAUCAUGAGUUCUUCAAUGGCAUUGAAUGGGCAACACUAAGAGAUGGUGUACCGCCCUUUGUACCUACUGUUAGCAGCGUGGAUGAUGUGUCUAAUUUUGAUGAGUUUGAUCCCAUCGAGCCCAUGAAACACAAUGCUAGUAGUCUCAUGAAAGCUAAAGGAGGUUUCUCAGGGCUUGAUCUACCUUUCGUGGGAUUCACCUACUCGAAGACGUCAAGUAACAAUCAAGGACUUGGUGAUAUAUCAAUGAUGAACACUACACUCUCUGCACCACUAGAGAUGAGCUCAAUGCCAGACCAGAAGAUCCAGGAACGAUGUAGACGUCUUGAAUCCCAGCAUAGCUCCCUCUCUAGACAGAACAGUGAGCUGAGUAAGAGUCUGAAGGAGAAGUCUGAAUCCUUGAAGACUGCCCUGAGUGAGAAGAAUGCUGUAGAAAGAAAGCUGGCAGAAUCCGUCGCUGAUCUUGCAAAACUAAGACGUACUCUUGAGCAUGAAAGGACUGAGCAGAAGGACAUGGAUAGUAAAGCAGUUAGACUGAUGGGAGAGAUACAACAGAUUAGCAAGAAAGAACAACAAUUAAAGGAUGAAGAAUGGAGAGCUGAAGUAGAGAAAUACAAACAAGCUUUCUCUCAGAUGGAGACUGAUCAUCAGGUAGCAAUUAAGAGAGCCCAGAAGCUGGAGGUUGAGCUACGCCAGAAGACACAGGAAUGUGAAGACUCGAAGGCACAGGUUCACAACGUCAAAUCAAAACUUACCAAGUCUUGUGAAGGAUCUCGGAAUGAGGUGGAAGAGCUUCAAGCCCAACUCGAGAAGCUGAGUCGGAGUAGUAAGAUCCAACUGGAUGAGUUGCGUUUGAAGCUACGUGAGGCCAGCGAAGCUGAAGAGAGGGCUAACCGCACCGCAGAUCGGCUAAGAAAGGAGAAGACAGAGAUGAGAGAGAUCGUCCAGGAGCAGUGUCAGGGAUCCGUCCAGGAGAUGAGAGCAACUGUCAUGGAUCUACAGCAGCAACUCCAGGAGAGUCAAGAUGAUCAACGUAGCCUUGAGAAUCGUUUGAGGAUGGUCCAGGAUAGAGAGAAACGACUCAAAGAACAGGUGGAAUCUAAACAUGGUCUGACACAGGAUCUAGCCAAUCAAAUAGUGGAAAUGGAGAAAAAGGUAACAUCAGCUGACAGAGCCUGCAGGGAAUAUGAACAUGAUCUCGCUACCAAGGCCAAAGAACUACACAAUAAAGAACAGGAGUUGAAACAGCUUCGAUCAGUUGCUAAGAAAGAGAGACAGAACUUAGACAGAGUAUCAUCUCUUGAAGCUGAUUCCCAUCUCAAGAAAAUACAAGAACAGGACGAGACCAUCUCGGUUCUUGACAACCAAGUGAAGGUUCUUCAAGCCCAGAUAGACAAGAUGGUUGCUGAUCGCCAUAUUCUCUCACAGCAACAAAAUAAGGAAUUCAAACGUGUCGAAGCAGAGAAGUUUUCUGACCUGAACCAAGACAGGCUUUAUCUUCAGACACAGGUCGGCCGUCUAGAGUUUGAGUUGAAGCAGACCCAAAGGGCCAAGUCUAGUCUAACGGAUCAGUCCAAGGAAAUGCAAGCUAAACUAGAUAAGGUGGCAGACAAGUACGAGGAGGAGAUCUUCGGUCUCAAAGACCAGCUGAGAGAAGCUCAGGCACGGGCCGAGAGGUUAGAGGUCAACUCUAAACAAAUUGAGGCCAGUGAGAAUGACCUGAAGCAGCAGGUUAGGGUACUUCAGACCAGAUUGCAAGAAGAGAUUGAAAAUGCUGCUACCAAGAUUGAAAACCUAGAGGGGGAGAAGAAGCUACUAGACCAGGAGCUCCAUGUCCUGAGGGAGCGUUCUACCAUUGUCACCUCCCUGGAGACACAGCUCCAUGAGAAGAUGGAGCAAUGCUCCGCCAUGAGCAAGGAGAAACAGGAACUGAUGGAGCGAUGUGAGUCGUUUGCCAUGGAGAAAGGACGGCUUGUCAGUCAAAAUCAACAGAUGGAUACCAGUAUGGCAGACUAUCAGAAUAAACUCAGUCAAAAUGAACUGAACAUCAACAUGCUGAAGACCACAUGCACCAUGUUGGAAGAACAGGUCAUUGACCUUGAGACCAUCACUGAGCGUCUGGAAACCAGACUGGAGGAAUGUCGUCAAGCAAGGGACGGAGCUAAAGAGAGUUUGCAGGAAAAAGAGGAAAAGUUGAAAGCAGUUUCUAAGACACUGGAAGAAGCACAGCAGGCCGGGUGUCGUUCCGAAGAGAAGAUCAAAGAACUGACAGAAGCUGCAGAAGAAACAGAAAAAAGACAAGGAGAGGAGCUGGAUUCUUGGCAUAAACAAUUCAAUGAUCAGAGACAACAGAUCAAUCAACUCAAGGAAAAUUUGAGUGAGGUUGAAAAGCACAGAGCUCUGUUAGAAGUCGCUGCCAAGGAACUUAAGCAAAAAUAUGAGGAUGAGCAGGAAGACAAUAUCAAACUGGAUAAAGAGCUGAAAGACUUGGAGGAGCAACUGAAGGAGAGUAAGAGCAUCAACUUCCAGCUGACCCAAGCCCUAGAGGAAGCCAUCUCAAAAGGAGAAUACAUCAAAGAAGAGAAGCAGGAACUUGAGAGUCAUCUUGAAAGUCAAGAGAUCCAUUAUCAACAUGAGAGAAUCAAGUUUGAAGGCACUUCUGCCCAGCAGACCAAACUUAUUGAUUUCCUGCAAGCUAAGGUAGAUGCCCCACCCAAGAAGAAGAGAGGGCGCCUCUUUGGUAAGACGGCCCAACCUCUCCCUCCUCAUCUCAGAGACAGAGGCACAGGGGAUUACAGGUGUUACAGUCUCAAUGCAGGUUGGUUAAGUCAUCUUCUAAUUGACUUCCUAGAAAUGAAUGUAGAUGUGCCACCCAGGAUGAAAGAACUUCAGCAGAAGUUGGAUGCAGAGAAAAGCAGAGCUUGGGAACUUCAGAAAGCUCUGAAUGAAGCAAGAUCUGACCUUCAAGCAGCUAAGCUUAAAGCGAUAGCAAAUUCAGAAACCGGCUCAACACUGAGUCUGCCUGAGCAACCAUCAACUCCAGUGUUCACCCAGACGGCCAGUGCUAACCUCAUCUCUGCCAUCGUCCAAUCGCCUGGUCAUCGGUCAAGCCCAUCAAGCCUCAUCUUACCCACACCAGGGGACAAGCGGAACAAGACCCUUGCUACAGGGACAAUGAAGCGACUCAAGGAACGCAUGAAGCAUAAUAUACCUCAUCGCUUCACCAUUGGUCUUAGCAUGAGGGGUACCAAGUGUUCUGCUUGUGCUGAUACUAUUCACUUUGGACGUCAAGUGGCAAAGUGUCAGGAAUGUCACCUGAUAUGCCAUCCCAAGUGUGCCCACUGUCUCCCCCAUACAUGUGGACUUCCGUUCCAAUUCAUGAGGCAUUUCAAGCAGGCCAUGGACGGGCCAUCUCCAUCAACCAGAUCAGUCUCCUCGGCAUCGUCCACGGUAUCGUCGGUGGCAUCAUCGGCUGCCUCGUCGAUGUCUUCAUUCGGACAGGAACCCAUGGUGUGUGGGAACCAGAUUCAAGGAUGGAUGAAAACACCUAGGAUGAAUAAGCAAGGGUGGGAGAAGAAGUGGUGUUGUCUAGAAGGUACCAAGCUGAGUCUGUUUGACAAGGAAAACUCAUCAGGUUGUGGGUCUCCUUUCUUGGAGUACCAUCUCUGUCCUGAAGACGGUCUUGUGACUGUCCAUGCUGGAGUCUCUGCUACGGAGCUACCCAACACUGCUUCCUGUGAUCUACCGUUUGUGUUCCGUCUGGAAUCCAGGCCAGUGACCACCUGCUGGCCAGACAAUAAGACCCUCUAUCUCAUGGCACCAAGCUUCCAAGAUAAACAACAGUGGAUGGUUGGUCUUGAAGUAGCCAGCAUCCGAGGUCGUAAUGCUGGACCGGAUGGAUCCAUUAGGGACCAAGCUCGACUGAUUGGAAAUACACUCCUCAAACUCAACCAAGAAAACAGACUGGAUAUCAAUUGUACUCUCCUUGUUAGUGAUAAUAUGCUUUUGAUUGGAGCUGAAGAGGGUCUCUACACAAUGCUCUUAAUGGAUCGCAAGAAACCACUUUCUCAGAUAGGUGGAGUGAGCAGUGUCUUUCAGAUGCAAAUCAUUAACCAACUAAUGCUAGCUGUCAUGAUCAUAGGCCCUGAGAGGAAGUUAUGCAUCGUUGAUCUGAAACAUUUGAGGACUAUGAGCAGUCAAGCCAGUAUCAAUGAUGUCUCAAUAGACUAUACCAACAUUGAAGACAUACACUCGUGUCACCUGUUUGCCUGUGGUAAGGUUGAUGGAUCCUUCUAUCUGUGUGCUGCUAUGCCAACCAAGCUCAGUAUCCUCAAAUACAGCGAAGGACUCUCCAAGUUCUGUGUGAGAAAGGAGAUUCAGACUACAGAGCCUUCAAGUUGCCUUCUCUUCACAGAGACCAGUAUACUGGCAGGGACAGAUCGCUUCUAUGAGAUAGAAGUCAAAGAUUUCAAGAUUAAUGAUUUCCUAGAGUCUACUGAUACCAGUCUAGCAUUUGCUGUGUAUGGUGCAUCUCAGCUGGAUAGCUUCCCAAUAGCAGCCAUUCAGGUGGCACCAGAUGGAGAACCACAGGAAUUCCUUCUCUGUUUCCAUGAAUUUGGCAUCUUUGUUGAUAGUAAAGGUCGAAGGUCACGACCUGACGACAUGAAAUGGACAAGAUUGCCGUUGGCGUUCACCUAUCGUCAACCAUACCUUUACAUGGCUCAUUUUAAUUCUGUAGAGGUGUGCGAGAUCAAACACACAGGUGAACCUGAAAGUGAAGAAAACCGAACAUUCCUGAGCCAGGCCAACCCUCGCUUCGUCGGCCCGGCCAUCACCCCCGGGGCCAUCUACAUCGCAUCACUGGGAGACCGGACUGUGGAACUUAUGUGCCUUCAGGGGAACUAUGCCUCCGCUCCAAGCAGGAGCAACUCCGCUUGUCUGAAUAACAGUGGGAGUACUGUGGGAGACAGCGUGAGUGUAGCAGGUGGAGAUGAUGGGCGUGGCACUACCAUGCCCCCACCACCACCUGUGACAUCGGUCAAGAGGACACCUAGUACUCAGAGUCAGACCCCUCUCACCCAUAAAAGAUCAACUAGGAGCUCUAUGAAGCGUCCUCUCCAAGAAUCCUGGAGCAACACUCCCAAGGGCAAGUUCAGUCGUACAGCAGCAAGAGCUUCUGCUAGGGCUCCCUCUACGUCAUCCUCUGAGGAUGAAGUGGGUGCUAAAUGUGGUUUCAAGUACAGCACGGUGACGUGUAGGAAGACGAGGAGUAGCAAGCGAUAGAGGAAACCUUGGCUUUUUAGACCUAGGCAGUCAGGAAUCUCAAUACUGCAUUGCCAUCUUUUGUGCAGCAUUUUAUACUCUUUGUUAUACAAAAGUACAGCUAGUUUCUUGAUGAUGUGAAAUAGUGUCUCUUUCCUUUUUUAAUCAGCAAAACCCUUCUAGCUAGCAGACCUGCUAACCAUUACGUUUUAGGCAUAUUUAGUACGUUUUUGCAACCAAAAUAUGGCAGUACGUUUUUCUU
Messenger RNA from Lytechinus variegatus (green sea urchin), 6662 nucleotides. It is a transcript of the gene cit, whose product is annotated as citron rho-interacting kinase-like. Gene Ontology annotation, biological process: actomyosin structure organization; peptidyl-threonine phosphorylation; mitotic cytokinesis. Gene Ontology annotation, molecular function: ATP binding; protein serine/threonine kinase activity. The coding region runs from base 104 to 6421 and encodes 2105 amino acids. Lineage: Eukaryota; Metazoa; Echinodermata; Echinoidea; Temnopleuroida; Toxopneustidae. Gene Ontology annotation, cellular component: cytoskeleton; cytoplasm. The record is from RefSeq and is a predicted model, not a curated record. The transcript has 39 exons.